Messenger RNA from Aureobasidium pullulans EXF-150, 1650 nucleotides. Its product is annotated as p53-like transcription factor. Bases 1 to 1650 code for a protein of 549 amino acids. Gene Ontology annotation, biological process: positive regulation of transcription by RNA polymerase II; meiotic cell cycle. Lineage: Eukaryota; Fungi; Ascomycota; Dothideomycetes; Dothideales; Saccotheciaceae. The transcript is spliced from 2 exons. Gene Ontology annotation, cellular component: nuclear chromosome. The record is from RefSeq and is a predicted model, not a curated record. Gene Ontology annotation, molecular function: DNA-binding transcription factor activity; DNA binding.
AUGGAGGGUUUCGACCCGAUAUCCAUGACCUAUAUGGCCACAAACUUCGAGACGGGAGACCACACAGCCCCUCCUCCUCCCGACAUGUAUACCAACAUGAUGAUGAUGCCCAAUGAUUUCAUGGAACAAUACUCGACAUACGACACGCAAACCGUCUACCAAGGUCGCAACAGAGACGAAUAUUACGGAUUACCGCCGCCGCAAACGACACCUUCCUUGAAACGUUUCUCGAGCACAUUUGACGAUGCCUUUUCCGAUGCCGUGGGAGCUUUUGAGACGAUUGCAGAGACUGGAACUCAAGACGCUCAGGAUGCACAAGAUGCGAAAGAGAUAGCGAUAGAGCAGGGUCACAAAUUCCUAAAGUUCACGCCGCCUGAGUACGAGUAUGCACUGCUCGAUUACAACUUUCGCCAGGUCUCAGUAAGCCUGAAUGCUGAUCUGCUUGGACUGUUCUUCACCGACAAGUCGGCUUGGGCGAAACCGAUCGACGACGCUGAGUUGAUGUGCUAUCGCCGAAACAUCUUCCAGGUCUCAGGCACUGUUCUGGUCCCACGAUCGCUGAGCAACAUCGUCACGGAGCAGACAAAACAGAUCCCCAUCAUGAGUCAAGAGCUUGUAAUAUCUGCGACUGAAUCGACUGAGGGAAGCACUACCAAGAUCAUAACCGUCCCUUGGAAGACCCCGCCUGGAAAUGGAAACCCGGCUGCUGAAGAGAGAGCCGAGAAGGAACCACCCUCAAUACCACUGGAUCCAUCCACUACCCAGGAGGGAGACUCCAACAUGGCAGCCUUUCCGUUUCAUUGGAAGCGUUUGCAGUUCCGCAGCGCCACAGCAAACAAUGGAAGAAGGAAAGAACUCCAGCAACAUUUCAUUGUCCACCUCAAGGUUGUAGCCACGCUGGCUACAGGCGGGAAGGUCACCGUCUGCCAUGCUAAGUCGAAUCCCAUCGUCGUCAGAGGCCGAAGUCCAAGGAACUUCCAAUCCAGGAAGGAUAUCUUACUUACUGGCAAUGGAACACACGCCAAAAAGGCUACCACAUCGACUGCAAGACCGCGCCCGCCAUCUCAAGCAGAUCACAGCCAUGCUCGAAAGCCUUCUCGUAACAGUAUAGCGACCCUCCCUAGAAACGAGACUCCUGCUAUGAACGACUUCGAUCCUGCCGAUUUCCAGAUGCCUGCGCUCUUCAACAAUGCAUUCCAGCAGCAGGGCGCCAUGACUGCGAUACCUCCUGCUCCACGGGCUGCUGAACCACAAGAUUACCCUGUAUCCUCUCCUGAUCUGGUACGCCAAUCAUCAAACAUGCCUGCACCGCCUCCAGUUCCUCAGAAGCUAUCCCUGACUGACGAGGAGGAGGUCAAGCAGCCGUCUAUGAGUCCUCCCAAGACUGGCAACUCAGCCAAGCGUGCAGCAAUCGGUCGUGCUGCAAGUACACCCUCUGCCUUUGCUCUGCAGGUAGGCAGUAGUCCAGAUGAGAGUGCAGACCUGCUGUAUGAGUACUUUCCUCUGAGUUUGGACGAUUGGCAACCUCCUGUCGAUGCUGUGUACCGCCCGCACGUUGUUCACCACAUCAACCCCAUGCCAGAAAACAAGGUCCGCGACCGCCUGAGCCGACUCAAGAACAAACGCUACUUUAGUGAAGACGUGGGAUGA